Messenger RNA from Cuscuta europaea, 1610 nucleotides. The record is from the annotation of a GenBank genome assembly. NCBI's taxonomy places the organism in Eukaryota, Viridiplantae, Streptophyta, Magnoliopsida, Solanales, Convolvulaceae.
AGGCUAUGAGCCGACCAGUAUGAGAGCAAUUCGAGCUAGGUAUAAUCCCUAUGUCCAGGCUAGAAGCAGGAUCGAUCAACUUAAGAGAUUGGGUCACAAUGUUGACAAGGUAGAAUUCAUCUUAAUGGGAGGUACUUUUAUGUCAUUGCCAGCAGACUAUAGAGACUAUUUUAUCAGGAACCUCCAUGAUGCUUUAUCAGGGCAUACUUCUGCCAAUGUUGAAGAGGCUGUUGCUUACUCAGAGCACAGUUCUGUCAAAUGUAUUGGAAUGACUAUUGAAACGAGGCCAGAUUACUGCCUUGGACCACAUUUAAGGCAGAUGCUGUAUUAUGGCUGCACACGUUUGGAAAUUGGUGUGCAAAGCACAUAUGAAGAUGUUGCUCGAGAUACCAACAGAGGUCACACAGUAGCAGCUGUAGCUGAUUGCUUUUGCCUAGCAAAGGAUGCUGGUUUCAAGGUAGUUGCUCAUAUGAUGCCUGAUCUUCCAAAUGUUGGGGUUGAGAGAGACUUGGAAAGUUUCAAGGAAUUUUUUGAAAGCCCUAAGUUUAGAGCUGAUGGGCUUAAAAUUUAUCCAACGCUAGUUAUUCGUGGUACUGGACUUUAUGAACUCUGGAAAACUGGAAGAUAUAGAAACUACCCCCCUGAACAGCUGGUUGACAUUGUUGCUCGUAUCCUCGCAUUGGUCCCACCGUGGACGCGUGUUUAUAGAGUUCAGCGGGACAUUCCCAUGCCUUUAGUUACUUCGGGAGUUGAGAAGGGGAAUCUUCGUGAGUUGGCCUUAGCUCGGAUGGAUGAUCUUGGCUUGAAGUGCCGAGAUGUUAGGACACGUGAAGCUGGAAUCCAGGACAUUCACAAUAAAAUAAAACCCGAGGAAGUGGAACUUGUUCGCCGUGACUAUACAGCAAACGAGGGCUGGGAAACAUUUCUCUCAUAUGAAGAUACACGACAGGAUAUACUUGUAGGUUUACUUCGUCUGAGGAAAUGUGGAAAGAACGUGACAUGUCCAGAAUUAACAGGGAGGUGUUCUAUAGUACGGGAGCUCCACGUAUACGGGACUGCGGUUCCUGUUCAUGGGCGUGAUGCAGACAAGUUACAGCACCAGGGGUAUGGGACCUUGCUCAUGGAAGAGGCUGAGCGCAUAGCUCGUAAGGAGCAUAGGUCUAAAAAGAUUGCUGUCAUUUCAGGCGUAGGGACCCGACACUACUACAGGAAACUGGGAUAUGAGUUAGAAGGUCCUUACAUGGUUAAGUGCCUUUUGUGAGAUGUUCACCCAGGAAGGAGAUUUGAUUUGUAUGUAGCUAGCAUUAAUAUUAAUAUCACUUUGUAAUUUGUACACUGAUGCAAAAUAGUUGGUCUUACACUAAUCACUCUCACAGGAAUUGAUAAAGGUGACAUCAUCCGGGAUGAUUCAUCCCCUUUAUUCUCUUCGUGCUAUAUGACAUCAAAUUUCAUUUUUUCUUUCUGAUUAGACUUUUUAGGUUUAUGAUGCAAUUUUUAUGAAAAAUAUAUUGUAUCAAAUUUCGUAUGGAUCACAAUGAGUUUUUUCAAUGGUUCAAUUUCUUAAUUUAAUUUUGUAUGUAUCAACUUUUUCAAUUUUCUUAUAUUCAGUA